Monopterus albus (swamp eel) is the source of this 1305-nucleotide messenger RNA. It is a transcript of the gene tnfaip8l2b, whose product is annotated as tumor necrosis factor, alpha-induced protein 8-like 2b. Lineage: Eukaryota; Metazoa; Chordata; Actinopteri; Synbranchiformes; Synbranchidae. The record is from RefSeq and is a predicted model, not a curated record. Gene Ontology annotation, biological process: regulation of apoptotic process. Gene Ontology annotation, cellular component: cytoplasm. The transcript has 3 exons. Bases 209 to 769 code for a protein of 186 amino acids.
AUUAUCUUAAGACAGGGUGGCAGGCACUGACAGAAGCACUGAAGGAGAGCUGUUUUGGGGUUUUGGCUUUGCUCAUGGUAAAGAUGAAGGGAUCUCUUUAAAUCAGCUGGCCGGUGCCAUCAACCUGAAACACAGCAGGGGGAGAGAGCGAUAUCUGCCACAGACAAGGAGGGAGGGGGACUCGGCACACACACACACACAGGUGACCAUGGAUGCCUUCAGCUCCAAGGAUAUGGCCAUGAGGGUGCAGAAGAAGAUCCUCAGCAGCAUGGCCAACAAAACCUCUGUCCAAAUGUUCAUUGAUGACGCCACCAGUGACAUCCUGGAUGAACUGUAUCGUGUCUCCAAAGAGUACUCUGGAAAUAAAAGCGAGGCUCAGAAAGUCAUCAAAAACCUGAUCAAGAUUGUGGUGAAGAUAGGCGUGCUGUUCAGAAACAACCGUUUCAGCACAGAAGAGCUGAGAGUGGCCCAAGAAUUUAAGAAAAAACUGCACCAGGGGUCCAUGACGGCAAUCAGCUUCUAUCAGGUGGACUUUACCUUCGACAAGACAGUGAUGGAAGAACUCCUGACCAGCUGCAGGGACCUGCUGCUGACACUAGUCAAUACCCACCUCACCCCUAAAUCCCACAGUCGCAUCAACCAUGUCUUCAACCAUUACUCUGACCCCGAUCUCCUGACCAAACUGUAUGACCCCAGUGGCCCUUUCCGUCCAAACCUCAUCAAGAUUUGCAAAGGACUCACCAAACUGUUAGAGGAUGGGACAAUAUGACAUAGAAACAACAUGGCAGACAGACACUGGGAGCUCUACAAGCUGACUCAAAGACCCUAAAGUGGACAAAACUUGUCUUACUGCUGCUGUGGACUGGCAACGUUAAGACGAGAGAUUUAAGAACAAACCUGCUGUUCUCAAAGAACAUGGGAUAAAAUUUAAGUUGGUUGAGUCAUUCCUCAAAUUUUUUUUGUUUAUAGGCGAUAUAUACUGUGGUAUAUAUCCCCUACUUGUCUUUUCAGACAAAUUUCACAAAAACCAAACUUGAAUAUAAACAUGUUUAUACUAUAUCAGUUGUUUUAUUAGAUUAUGAAAUGUCAUCCAAUGUUUUAGUCGCAACUAUGAAAUAUUUCAUUCACAACUACUGAUGGCUUGUAUUUUGAAGAGCACGACUUCCAUAAAGAAAACAGUGAGGGAACAUAACACAGCGCUGCCAUCUGGUGGUCCAGAUGAUGCUACAGUGACUGUGACUGUGUUUACUACGGCAUUGCUGAAGACAAUACAGCCAAUAAUAAAGCAUGUAACUCCCACCAUUA